This is a messenger RNA of Tachysurus vachellii, 10167 nucleotides long. It is a transcript of the gene abca2, whose product is annotated as ATP-binding cassette, sub-family A (ABC1), member 2. Lineage: Eukaryota; Metazoa; Chordata; Actinopteri; Siluriformes; Bagridae. Gene Ontology annotation, biological process: lipid transport; transmembrane transport. Gene Ontology annotation, molecular function: lipid carrier activity; ABC-type transporter activity; ATP hydrolysis activity. Gene Ontology annotation, cellular component: membrane; intracellular membrane-bounded organelle. The record is from RefSeq and is a predicted model, not a curated record. The coding region runs from base 1065 to 8357 and encodes 2430 amino acids. The transcript is spliced from 47 exons.
GCUAUAAUAUAAGAGGACUUCUUUUGAAAAUUCCACAAAUAUAAACGAAUUAAAAGUAUGUCAAAUCACUUUGGGAAAAACUUUUAAUGACCUAAUGAGGUGUCAUUUUCGUAAGGAAAUAAAUGUUAUUCGGGAUAGUAACAGUAACAGGCCUUCAUUACCACAGUCCCUUUACAGCACUUUUAAUCGUGUUCUAUUCCUUGCUUAGAAUACAUCUAUCCUAUUGGUUAGCCCUCUCUCAUCAAAUGCGAUGGCUCUUGAUGUGAUGGCUCUUUCUCAGCACAACAGUUAUACUGCCAUGGUACAGUAGAUUGUGUGUGUGUGAUGUAAUUUACAGUGAAUCAGCUCAAUGUUGUAGAUAGAAGCUAAUAAUCCAAUAAUAAUCUGCUUCAUAUCUACACCAAGUAGAAAAACAGCAGGGAAAUGGGACUCUGGGCGCAUACAGAGUGACUUAUAUGGUAGAUUUACUUUAAAGGUUUGGCCAGUGUGUGUAGAUAUGACAUAAGUCUAACUCUUUAAACUGACUGUAUACUGGAGCUUUUUAUAGAUGUGUUAAUAUGUAGGUUGUAGUGUGUGGGAACAUACUCAAGUUAGUAUUUCUGUGUUCCAGUGAAAGACAGCUCAUUUGUGUGUGUGUGUGUGUGAGGGAGAUUUAGUAAAAUGGUCUUUAAUCUAGUUUACUUAAUACAGUCUGACCUGACAUCUGAAACCUUCCCUGACCUCCUGACUGUUUAUCGGAGUUGUGACCGUUCCUUCUCUCUUUCUUUUUGAUUUGGUUUUGAUUUCAUUUCACAUCCCUUCCAACCAUUCUACCCUAUUUAUCCUACAUCUUUCUGCCACUCCAUGCUUAUUUGCAAUGACUUAUCUCUAACCUACUCAUACUCCUUCCUCGUCCUUUCCGACAUACACAUCUUGAUUAAUUAAACCCUACUAAUCACCACCUCUACUGGACCUACUAUCAUCCUCAUCCAUUUCCCGGCGUUCCUGUUAUCCCGUUUUUCGGCACGGCGUGAUCAGCCUUCUACAGCGCCGCCCCCUUGACCUCGGCGGGCAUCAUUCCCGUCAUGCAGUCCUUGUGUCCGGAUGGCCAGCGAGACGAAUUUGGCUUCCUGCAGUACAAAAACUCCACCGUGACUCAGUUGUUGGAGCGGAUUGGGGAGGUUGUGGAACAGAAUCACUUGUUCGCGUCAGAAGGGCCGACUCUUGGAGAGGAGCUGGAGUCACUGCAGCAGCACCUGGAGAGUCUCAGUUCAGCUCAGAGUCCCUUAGAGAACAGCUUCAACACAAGCCACGGCUUCACUUUAGGAAGCGUCUUAAGGAAUCCUUCUCACUUCCAGCAGUUCCUUAUCCAAAAUCUCUCUCUGUCCAACGACACAGCCAGCCUGCUUCUUUCAUCCCCAGUUAACCUUAAAGAGGUAUAUAACCUAAUUUUUGGCACAUAUCCCAAAGCAAGUGCAGGCGGUGGAGGCUGGCCUGAAGGUCACCGUGGUGCUCGCAGCACUGGAGAGAAAGUCUUACAACUGGAGGAGCAGCUGCUAGGAGGCUGGAGAAGUUUGGAAGGGGGUUUGCUUCACAAAGCGCUGAGAGACCCAACUAAAGCAGCUGAUCAGCCCGCUCUAUUCCAGCUGCUCUCUCAGGCCCUUGGCAUCGCUGGAGGAGGAGGGGAUGCGAACAAACUUGAUCCACAGGGACUGCAAGAGCUGGAGGGAAUUCUGCUGACUGGUGGAGUGCUGGAGGCACUUACAUGUGGGGAGGGAAGAGACAGUGAGCUCAACACGAUACUAUCAGUCCCAGAAAAGCAGCAGUCACUGUUACGAGCCUAUCAGGCGAAUAUGUGUAAAGGAGAGGUGAAGCAGAAGGCGGAGCGCUUUGCACAGAUCAGCCAGGAGCUGAAGGACCAGAUUGAUACAGAGAGAAUCAGUGAGAAGUUAAAGUUGGAACAGACCAAUGCUUCAUCUCUGCCAUUUCAGUCCCACCUGGGUGCUCUGCUGAAGGACCUGGCUGAGGUAGAGAAACUGCUUAAAGAUGUGGAUCUGCUCUCAGGCCUGGCAAAGUUGUUGCCCAAAGGGGCAUGUGCAGGACACCAGACUUUGUUUUCUGCUAAUAAUGCCAGCUGGAGCUCCAACACUACCACUUGGGGUACUAACAUCACUGAAAACCCUGCUGAGGGGAAGGACACUCAGGCAGAUAAUCCUCACUCACAGUUCUCUGCUUUUGUGCAGCUAUGGGCUGGGCUGCAGCCAAUUCUGUGUGGAAAUAACAGGAUUAUUGAGCCAGAAGCUUUGAAGCAAGGUAACAUGAGCUCUCUUGGCUUUACCAGCAAAGAGCAGCGGAAUUUAGGGCUACUCGUUCACCUUAUGACUACAAAUCCCAAGAUCCUCUACUCUCCCAUUGGCUCACAGGUGGAUAAGGUCAUUCAAAAGGCCAAUGAGACAUUUGCAUUUGUGGGCAAUGUGACUCAUUAUGCCAAAGUAUGGCUAAACAUUUCGGCUGAGCUCAGACCUUUCUUGGAGGAGGGCAAACUGCACAAUCACUUGGCAUGGCUGCAACAGUUGACCUCAGACCUGCGAAGGCACCCGGAGCUGCUAAACGCUUCAGACAGUGAGUUGUUAGAAAGUCUGAUGCAGGAAAAUUUCACCCUGCCGAACAUCAGCACGCUGCUAGAGCAGCUCGACACCAUCGACAAUGCCGCCUGCGGCUGGACCCAGUUCAUGUCAAAGGUGAGUGUGGAUAUAUUCAAAGGCUUCCCGGAUGAGGACAGCAUUGUAAACUACACUCUGAACCAAGCCUACCAUGAUAAUGUCUCUGUAUUUGCCAGUGUUAUUUUCCAGACCAAUAAGGAUGGCUCCUUGCCUCCUCAUGUACAGUAUAAGAUCAGGCAGAACUCCAGCUUCACAGAGAAAACUAACGAGAUAAGGCGUGCUUACUGGCGUCCGGGACCCAACACCGGCGGCAAGUUCUACUUCCUCUACGGCUUUGUGUGGAUCCAAGAUAUGAUGGAGCGAGCGAUCAUUAACACAUUUGUUGGACAUGAUGUUGUGGAGCCCGGAAAUUACGUGCAGAUGUUCCCCUAUCCCUGCUACACCAGAGACGAUUUCCUGUUUGUGAUUGAGCACAUGAUGCCCUUGUGCAUGGUAAUCUCCUGGGUUUAUUCAGUGGCCAUGAUGAUCCAACACAUAGUCGCAGAGAAGGAGCAUCGGCUCAAAGAGGUGAUGAAGAUGAUGGGAUUAAAUAAUGCUGUGCACUGGGUGGCCUGGUUCAUCACAGGCUUUGUACAGCUUUCUAUAUCGGUAACAGCACUGACGGCCAUAUUAAAGUAUGGCCGAGUCCUCCUUCACAGCGAUCCAUUCAUCAUCUGGCUCUUCCUCACUGUAUACGCCAUCGCCACCAUCAUGUUCUGCUUUCUAGUGUCGGUAAUCUACUCCAAAGCCAAACUGGCCUCAGCUUGUGGCGGGAUCAUCUAUUUCUUGAGUUAUGUUCCCUACAUGUACGUGGCCAUCAGAGAAGAGGUGGCCCAUGACAAGAUCACGGCCUUUGAGAAGUGUAUUGCGUCUCUGAUGUCCACCACUGCUUUUGGACUCGGCUCAAAGUACUUUGCUUUGUACGAGGUGGCCGGUGUGGGCAUCCAGUGGCGCACCAUCAACCAGUCACCGGUAGAGGGCGAUGAUUUUAACCUGCUAUUGUCUAUAGUCAUGCUGAUUAUUGACACAACUGUGUAUGGCGUGCUCACCUGGUACAUCGAGGCUGUGCAUCCAGGAAUGUAUGGUCUGCCCCGCCCAUGGUACUUCCCCCUGCAGAAGUCCUAUUGGUUAGGCAGUGGACGGAUUGAGACUUGGGAUUGGCCAUGGGGCAACAGCGCCAGGCUCAGCGUGAUGGAGGAGGAUCAAGCUUGUGCCAUGGAGCAUAGACGCUCAGAGGAAACCCGUGGAAUAGAAGAGGAACCCAGUCACUUACCUCUGGUGGUGUGCAUAGACAAACUCACUAAAGUUUACAAGACAGGCAGCAAGCUGGCUCUCAACAAGUUGAGUUUAAAUCUGCAUGAAAACCAGGUUGUCUCCUUCCUGGGACACAACGGAGCCGGCAAGACCACAACAAUGUCAAUCCUUACCGGACUGUUCCCCCCCACCUCGGGCUCAGCCACGAUAUACGGCCACGACAUUCGCACAGAGAUGGAGCGUAUCCGGCAGAACCUGGGCAUGUGCCCGCAGCACAACGUCCUCUUUGAUAAGCUGACUGUUGAGGAGCACCUGUGGUUCUACUCACGCCUGAAGGGCAUGGCUGAAGAGGACAUCCGAAAAGAGAUGGAUAAGAUGAUUGAGGAUCUGGAGUUGUCUAAUAAACGCCACUGCCUGGUGCAGACGCUUUCAGGAGGCAUGAAGAGGAAGCUGUCAGUAGCUAUAGCGUUUGUGGGCGGUUCUCGGGCUGUGAUUCUGGAUGAGCCUACAGCUGGGGUCGACCCCUACGCCCGCCGUGCCAUAUGGGAUCUCAUCCUCAAAUACAAACAAGGCCGGACCAUCCUCCUCUCAACACACCACAUGGACGAGGCUGACCUUCUAGGUGAUCGCAUCGCAAUCAUCUCCCACGGGAAGCUCAAGUGCUGCGGCUCACCUCUCUUCCUUAAGAGCACCUACGGAGACGGAUAUAAGCUCACACUUGUGAAGAAGCAAAGUGACUCCAAUCCCACAGAUCAGUCGGGUAUGCCCCCAUCAUCCCUGUCCCUGUGCUCAGAACCCAGAGUCACUCAGUUUAUUCGACAGUUUGUAGCCUCGUGCCUGCUGGUGUCUGACUCCAACACUGAGCUGUCCUACAUCCUGCCAUCUGAGGCUGUCAGGAAGGGCAGCUUCGAGAGACUGUUUCAGGCUCUGGAACAGAGUUUGGACAGUCUGGCUCUCACUAGCUUUGGUGUGAUGGACACCACCCUGGAGGAGGUCUUUUUAAAAGUCUCAGAGGAAGAUCUGUCACUUGAGAACAGUGACGCAGACAUGAAGAGCUCCCCAGGUGGGGCAUCAGUGGGGAAGCCUUCUUCCCUUUUGGCAGCGCAGCAGUGUGAUGGAGCUCCGCUUGGUGCCGUGACCCGGCCUGAAGUGGAGAUGAGCAACAUGGUGAUGAGCUCAAGGCUGAGCUCCAGUCAGGCCUCGUUGCAUUCAAACUCCUCUGUGGGCUCAGUGAGAGGUGACGAGGGAGGACCGUACUCAGACUUCUACGGUGAAUACUACCCACUGUUUAAUAGUCCCCAGGAACUGGACUCAGCCAGUCUUAGAGAUGAGGAGGAGCCAAGCUCCCCUGAGACACAUGUGCUGGAGGGCCAAGGCAGCUUUAAGCUGGAGGGCUGGUGGCUGCGACUUCGCCAAUUCCACGGCCUCAUAGUCAAGAGGUUUCACUGUGCCAAGAGGAACACCAAGGUCCUGUUCUCCCAGAUUCUACUGCCAGCCUUCUUCGUUUGUGUGGCAAUGACCGUCGCUCUCUCUGUGCCUGCGAUAGGUGAUCUGCCUCCGCUCAUUCUGUCACCGUCUCAGUAUCAUAACUACACCCAGCCUAGAGGAAACUUCAUCCCCUUCGCCAACGAGGACCGGCUCCAGUACAGGAGCAAGCUGUCCCCGGACGCCGGCCCUCAAAAGAUUAUCAACACCCUGCGUUUGCCAUCAGGAGUGGGUGCAACCUGUGUGCUCAAAACCCCCUUUAAUAGUACACUGGACCAGCUGGCACAGAGCCUCAACCCCUACGCUAAUAAUGCCAAAACACUGGCAGCACGUUACUUUGACCCCAUGUGCCUGGACUCGUUCACCCAGGGCGUGCCUUUAUCCAACUUCGUCCCACCUCCACCUUCACCUGCACCUUCUGAUUACCCAGAGCCACGAUUUGAUGAUGCUCUGUGGAACUACACAGCAGCUCCACCCACCACUGCCCACGAGAAGGUGACGUCUCCUCCUCCACUGCCGUUGUCUAUACGAGAACCAGUGCGCUGCAUCUGCUCCAUGCAGGGAACAGGCUUCUCGUGCCCCAGCGGUGUCGGUGGACGACCGCCCCUCACUAAAGUAGUCACAGGAGAUAUUCUGGUGGACGUCACAGGACGCAACGUGUCUGAAUACCUUCUCUAUACCUCGGAUCGCAUGAGACUGCACAGGUAUGGAGGCAUCACUGUUGGAAACAUCCAGAAAUCAGUCCCAGCAUCUUUUGGGAGAAAGAUGUCGCUCAUGGCGCGCAAGAUAGCAGUGCGACGCUCGGCCCAGGUGCUGUAUAACAAUAAAGGCUACCACAGCAUGCCCACAUACCUGAACGUGCUGAACAAUGCCAUCCUGCGUGCUAACCUGCCCCUUAGCAAGGGCAACCCUGCAGCUUAUGGUAUUACAGUAACUAAUCACCCCAUGAACAGGACCAGUGCCAGCCUUUCUCUAGAUUACCUACUCCAGGGCACUGAUGUGGUCAUUGCUAUCUUCAUCAUCGUAGCCAUGUCAUUUGUCCCAGCCAGCUUUGUGGUUUUUCUGGUGGCGGAGAAGUCCACCAAGGCUAAGCACCUGCAGUUCGUGAGCGGCUGUGACCCUGUCAUCUACUGGCUGGCCAACUAUAUUUGGGACAUGCUGAAUUACCUGGUUCCAGCUACAUGCUGUGUUCUCAUUCUGUUUGUCUUUGACCUGCCUGCGUACACGUCCCCUAAAAACUUCCCAGCAGUGGUGGCGCUCUUCUUGCUUUAUGGCUGGUCCAUAACCCCCAUCAUGUAUCCAGCUUCUUUCUGGUUCGAGGUUCCCAGCACAGCCUACGUUUUCCUUAUCGUUAUUAACCUGUUCAUAGGAAUCACUGCCACCGUGGCCACUUUCCUCCUUCAGCUGUUUGAGCAUGACAAGGAUCUGAAGUUGGUAAACAGCUAUCUGAAGUCAUGCUUUCUCAUCUUUCCUAACUAUAACCUGGGUCAUGGGCUGAUGGAGAUGGCCUACAACGAAUACAUUAAUGAGUACUAUGCCAAGAUAGGUCAGUUUGAUAAGGUGAAGUCUCCAUUUGAGUGGGACAUUGUGACACGUGGACUGGUGGCCAUGACCAUCGAGGGAUUCGUCGGCUUUCUUAUCACCAUCCUGUGCCAGUAUAAUUUUCUCCGUAAACCUCAAUUGCCCGUAAACAGUCAGCCAAUCGAAGACGACGAUGUCGAUGUUGCACGCGAGAGACGACGAGUUCUCCGAGGAGAUGCUAUAAACGAUAUGCUGAAGAUUGAAAAUCUCACAAAGGUGUAUAAGUCUCGUAAGAUGGGACGCAUCUUGGCAGUGGAUCGCUUGUGUCUGGGUGUUCGUCCUGGAGAGUGUUUUGGGCUGCUGGGAGUCAAUGGAGCAGGAAAGACGACCACUUUCAAAAUGUUGACUGGAGAUGAAAGCACAACAGGAGGAGAGGCUUUUAUCGAAGGACACAGCAUACUGAAGGAUCUUUUGCGUGUGCAGCAGAGUAUCGGUUACUGUCCUCAGUUUGAUGCGCUGUUCGAAGAUCUAACUGCACGAGAGCAUCUGGAGCUGUACACACGCCUCCGAGGUAUACCGUGGAAGGACGAGGAGCGGGUGGUGCAGUGGGCCCUGGAGAAGCUCCAGCUCUCUAAGUACGCAGACAAGCCGGCUGGCACGUACAGUGGAGGAAACAAACGCAAGCUGUCCACAGCUAUCGCUCUCAUCGGAUACCCCUCCCUGAUUUUCCUGGACGAACCCACAACCGGCAUGGACCCGAAAGCUCGCCGCUUCCUCUGGAACCUUAUCCUCGACAUCAUCAAGACGGGACGAUCGGUGGUGCUGACAUCACACAGUAUGGAGGAGUGCGAGGCAUUGUGCACUCGCCUGGGAAUCAUGGUUAAUGGAAGGUUCAAGUGUCUGGGCAGCAUUCAGCAUCUCAAGAACAGGUUUGGUGACGGUUACAUGAUCACGGUGCGCACCAAGACGACUGCUAGUGUUAAAGAAGUGAUCCGCUUCUUUAACAGGAACUUCCCCGAGGCCAUCUUAAAGGAGAGACACCACACUAAGAUCCAGUACCAGCUGAAGUCAGAGAAUAUCUCUCUGGCUCAGGUGUUCAGUAAGAUGGAGCAGGUGGUGGAGGUGCUGAGCAUCGAGGAUUACUCCGUCAGCCAGACCACCCUGGAUAACGUGUUUGUGAACUUUGCCAAAAAGCAAAGUGACAACCUGGAGCAGCAGGAGAGCUCACCAAAGAAAAGCAGUGAGUCGCCCCUGCAGCGUCUGCUUAGAAUCCUGCUACCACGAACGACCAACACCGAACUGAGCGCUCUGGUCAGCGACGAGCCCGAGGAACUGGAGAGUGAUGAUGAUGAAGGGCUCAUCAGCUUCGAAGAAGAGAGGGUGCAGUUGUCCUUUAAUACAGAUACUCUUUGCUGAAACAGCAACCUCCUUCACAGAAACGUGAAAAACACAGCCUCAAGUACAGACAUUCAUCUGACCAAGGGAAGAUGUUCCUAAUCUCCUUUCUCCGUGUGGUCCAUCUGUCUGGCCUUAAGAAGAACCGUGCUGUUUAUCCGUGUGUGCUGUGGUGGUGGAGCUUACUGAGGACUCCAGGGUCACUCAUCAGAGCCUCAGACACACUGCUGCUGCUGCUGCUGCUAUAUAAAGUGAUUUUUGCAUUUUGGAGAAAUGAUUAUGGUGAAUAUCCCUCUUUUGGGACGGGAUUAAAACAGGUUAUUAAACGGAUACACGGUCAGAUUUUUAAAAACUAAAAUGGGUUCAUGCUGUUCUGAACUAGCUGUUGAUGUCAUGAAAUAACAUAUCAUCCCUGAUAACAAAGACCGUUUGGGGUUCCACACCUUGUACCUUGUUAUUUUUAUGACUGAUUAAAAUGCUGAUUGUUUUUUUUGUUUUUUUUUUUAAUUCUAUAAUCAAAUCUACCCUUUGUUAAUAUGUUGAACCUGCCUUGAGAGCAUGCUAUAUAUUCAAGCCUGUGGUACAGUACGUCCUAUAUUUUAUCGAUUGAAAUGUUUUAAGGCUUAUGUCAUGUAUUAAAAGUGGUACAAUUUCCGACGUACAAACAAACGCACCUUUUAUGAGAGACGUUUACUGGAAACACUGGUUUGAAGUCGGGCAUCAAACUGGUCUGAACCCAUCCCUGACCAUUUUGAUGGGGUGGACGAGAGGAAUAAGGUGUCGAAUGUGAACGUUUAGUGAAUGUAAACGGCAUGAAAAUGUUUUUUUUUUUUUGCACAGAUCGGUGCCUCAGUGAAGCGUCGUUUUCCCGAAUUUGCCAUUUUCUGACAGUCAUCACAAAGACGUAAAAUUGCGUUAUUCUCAAUUUUUUUAUAGUAAUGCACAUGUUAGAAAGACCGACAUUUAAUCCUUAACUGUUUUGCAUUCACUGUGAAGCCAAAGGUGAACUUCUGAUUCAGUCUGAUUGACAACGGAUAGAUUUCAGGAGACCUUCUUUUAUUUUAUUUUAUUUUAUUUAUUUUUUUUUUGCAUAUUGAUCAAGUGAUGUAUUUAUUUUCCUCUCGUAAUCCUUUAUUUUGCACUGUAUUGUGUGCUAAAGACAUGAAAACAAAAAAACGUGUUAUUUUUUUUAAUGUCAGUGGAAGCUGUACAGAGGUGUUUGAGCUGUGCUAUAGUGUGUCGAGUGUUUAACUCUAUUCAUUGCUCCUGCUUUAGCAUAACGUUAGAUCUGUGAAGAAAACCUCAUAAAAAAUACAAAGUCCUUUAUUUUAAGCUGACAGAACGACAGAAAGCAAAGAGAUCCUUAAGUAUACGUACUUAACGAUGUCCCCUGAGUAUCCUUGUGUUUUAUUUUUCAUGUAAUAUGACCAAAGGGAAAAUGAAGCAUAUUUUUCGAUGUAUGAACUAAAUGUGAGUCAAUUGCAUCUUUGCUACUGUUGUUGUAAAUAAGAGUCACGUGUUGAUUAAUCCUAAUUCACCUGAAAGUCAUGUUACUAUUAAGGUUACACCAGCAAACAAAGACAAACGUUUAACCAAGCGGUUUGAGUUAAGAUUUAGUUUUUACUCGGGAGCAAAUACUUUCAAGCGUCAUGUAAUUAAGUGCAUAUUCAUGGAUAGAAAUCGUGUGUGGUUUUUUUUCCAUGCUGUUAAAUUCCUACUCAGACUGACUCGAGCUUGUUUCUGAUGAUUACCUUAUUUUCCUUAUUCUUGUGAUGAGCUGUUCAGGUGUUUUUAAUAUGAACAGGAAAUAAAAAAAAAGUGUUGAACUGUG